AUGUGGGGUUCAUCGCAACAGGUCCUCGGGAUCCCGGGGCCCCAGAAGAUCCUCAAAACGAUAGGCUCUCUCUGGCUGUCCUCGACAAUCGAUGAACAACGUGCUCCAGGAAUUUCUAGCUCUUGUCCUCUAUCAGAGGUUAGCUGUCACGCCAAAUUUCAUGGCCAAGAUACGUGUUGUUUCAAUUACCCGGGUGGCCAGAUGUUGCAAACGCAGUUCUGGGACGCUGACCCCGCCGUUGGACCUGAUGACUCCUGGACCAUCCACGGUCUAUGGCCUGAUCAUUGCGAUGGCGGUUUUGACCAAUUCUGUGAUUACAAACGGAAAUACAGCAACAUCUCGCUGAUUCUGAUCGACGCCGGUCGCGGCGAUCUGAUUGAAUACAUGAGCGAAUAUUGGAAGGACUACAAAGGUGAUGACGCUAACCUCUGGGAACAUGAGUGGAAUAAGCAUGGUACUUGUGUCAGCACCCUUGAGCCGCACUGCUACGAGGACUAUCUCCCCCAGCAGGAUGUGGUUGAUUAUUUUGAUAAAGCCGUUGAGAUUUAUAAAGAAAGAAACACAUAUCAGUUCCUGGCCGAUGCUGGCAUUGUACCAUCAAACAGCAAAACAUAUGCUCGUGCAGAUAUUGAGGCCGCCUUGACCAAAGGACAUGGUGCCCCCGUCACUAUCCGCUGCCGCAGAGGCGUUUUCAACGAAAUUUGGUACCACUUCAACAUUGCCGGAAGCUUGCAGACUGGCAAAUUCAUCGUGUCUGAGCCAGAUGGUCCGAAAUCGAACUGUCCUGCCAAUGGUCUCCACUACCCGCUCAAGCGGUCCCAUAAUGACCCACCAUCUAGAACCACAACUACACAGGGAUCAGAGCCUACGGCGCCAGGAACUCCAUUUUCUGGCCGGGGAAAUCUGAUGGUUUCAACGUUGAACCAAAGACGAGGCUGUAUCAUUAGUUAUGGUACCUGGUUUGCAUCUGGAACUUGUGCUACCUUCCGAACGAAAAAGAAAUCAGAUGAUACGUUUACCCUCAAGUCGAGCAAGGGCCUAUGUGGCUUUGAGGAGGGAGCCUUCACCUGCGGCGAUGAAGUUGCUACACCAGCCGAAUUCAAGGCCAAGGAUGAUAAGCUCUCGUACAAUGAUAACACAACUUUCUAUGCAGCAAGUGCUCCAAAAGGUCGGACGCAGAGUACUGUUUAUUCCGACGAGGAUGAUCAUCCAAUUGAAAUUGAAAUCAUCUGGAACGCUUGA
Penicillium angulare is the source of this 1242-nucleotide messenger RNA. Its product is annotated as T2 family ribonuclease. The record is from RefSeq and is a predicted model, not a curated record. Gene Ontology annotation, biological process: RNA catabolic process. Bases 1 to 1242 code for a protein of 413 amino acids. The transcript is spliced from 6 exons. Gene Ontology annotation, molecular function: RNA binding; ribonuclease T2 activity. Lineage: Eukaryota; Fungi; Ascomycota; Eurotiomycetes; Eurotiales; Aspergillaceae. Gene Ontology annotation, cellular component: extracellular region.